GUCCCAGCCUUCUGUAGCUGCAAACAUUGGUGGCCAAACCACCUCCUUCUAAAACAACUCAAACCUGGGGCACAGGGGGGGAAGAUUUUUUUUUUUUAGUUUGCUGGAAAUGAAAUGGACUUAGAGGCUUUCUCAUUUCAAGUAGAAGACAUAUCCACUUCCUGAUUAUUUUUGGAGCGUACGAACAUUUAAACUUUUUUUCAGUUCUCUCCCCCCCAUAAGAUUGUGCAGAAACCUACCUUGACUAAUUGAUUUUGAUCACAACUGAUUAUUUGUUUUUCCCUGCGAACUCCUGGGGUUUCGAACUUUCCUUCUGGAGAAUAUGCCUUUUGAACCAGUUUGCUCUAGCUGCCUGAGGUCAACUGCUUGGUAAUCAGUGGAUAUUAGAAUAUUCAAAAUGUACAGACAGUGGGCAGUGGUGAAUAUUUUCAUGAUGUCUUCUCUGCAGUUGGUGCAGAGCUCCAGUUAUGAACAUGGACCAGUGAAGCGGGCAUCCCGGUCAAUGUUAGAACGAUCUGAGCAGCAGAUUAGGGCGGCUUCGGGUUUGGAGGAACUACUGCAGAUCACCCACUUCGAGGACUGGAAGCUGUGGAGAUGCCGACUGAAGCUCAAAAGUCUCACCAGCGCGGACUCUCGCUCAGCAUCCCAUCGGUCCACCAGGUUUGCGGCCACUUUCUAUGACAUUGAGACGCUAAAAGUUAUAGAUGAGGAAUGGCAAAGGACGCAGUGCAGCCCUCGAGAGACGUGCGUGGAGGUGGCCGGCGAGCUGGGGAGAAGCACUGACACGUUCUUCAAGCCCCCCUGCGUGAACGUGUUCCGGUGUGGUGGCUGCUGCAAUGAAGAGAGCCUCGUCUGUGUCAACAGCAGCACCUCGUACGUUUCCAAACAGGUCAUUGAAUAUAGUUCCCUGUGCUAUACACUCUUUGAGAUAUCAGUACCUUUGACAUCAGUACCUGAAUUAGUGCCUGUUAAAGUUGCCAACCAUACAGGCUGUAAGUGCUUGCCAACAGCUCCCCGCCAUCCGUACUCGAUUAUUAGAAGAUCCGUCCAGAUCCCCGAAGAAGAUCGCUGUUCCCAUUCCAAGAAACUCUGUCCUAUUGACAUGCUCUGGGACAGCAACAAAUGUAAAUGUGUUUUACAGGAGGAGAAUCCACUCGCCGGAAUGGAAGAUCACGCUCAUCUCCAGGAGCUGGCUCUCUGCGGUCCACACAUGAAGUUUGAUGAAGAUCGUUGUGAGUGUGUCUGUAAAACGCCAUGUCCCAGAGAUCUCAUCCAGCACCCAGAAAACUGCAGUUGCAUUGAGUGCAGAGAAACUCUGGAGAGCUGCUGCCAGAAGCACAAGAUAUUUCACCCAGACACCUGCAGCUGUGAGGACAGAUGCCCCUUUCACACGAGAACCUGUGCAAAUGGAAAACCAGCAUGUCCAAAGCAUUGCCGCUUUCCAAAGGAGAGAAGGGCCGCCCAUGGGCUCCACGAUCGAGAAAAUCCUUGAUUCAGCCUUGAUCCCCAGUUCCCCAUCCCUGUCGUUUUAAACAGCAUGCUGCUUUGCCAAGUUGCUGUCACUGUUCCAGGUGUUAGAAAAAAAAUCCGUUUUACAUAGUACUAUGGUGAAUCCAGAUGGACCUUCCAUUAAACACCAGCUGAGGAUCCCCUGGCUCUCUGACAGAUGUCUUCUAACUGAAGGUGCUCUGCACACCAAGGAAUGGAGAGUGAAAAAGGUUUGAUCAUCGUGGAAUGACAGGUACCAUGUGAUUAAUUACUCAGAGCAGAUGAGGCAGUUCGCAUAGUCUUCGAGUCCUUUGCUAAUUGCAACUCUCUUGUGAAUUAUUCUGAUUCUUUCUUAUGCCGAUUUUGAUUUGUAUGAUCAGCACUGAUUAUCUGAUUACUGUCCAGCUUGUAGUUUUGAGUUUACCAAACUACUGUCUGUUGUUUCAUAUUUAAGUGUAUUUAAAGAAAAUAAACACAUCAUUCAAGCCAGAGAA
Lagenorhynchus albirostris (white-beaked dolphin) is the source of this 1982-nucleotide messenger RNA. It is a transcript of the gene VEGFD, whose product is annotated as vascular endothelial growth factor D. NCBI's taxonomy places the organism in Eukaryota, Metazoa, Chordata, Mammalia, Artiodactyla, Delphinidae. Bases 398 to 1492 code for a protein of 364 amino acids. The transcript has 8 exons. Gene Ontology annotation, molecular function: vascular endothelial growth factor receptor 3 binding; growth factor activity; chemoattractant activity. Gene Ontology annotation, cellular component: membrane. The record is from RefSeq and is a predicted model, not a curated record. Gene Ontology annotation, biological process: response to hypoxia; sprouting angiogenesis; positive regulation of endothelial cell proliferation.